Molecule: messenger RNA, 2434 nt
Organism: Exaiptasia diaphana
Lineage: Eukaryota; Metazoa; Cnidaria; Anthozoa; Actiniaria; Aiptasiidae
Product: centrosomal protein of 76 kDa
Exons: 10
Coding region: 43-2001 (652 amino acids)
Source: RefSeq, a predicted model, not a curated record
UUGUUUUGAAAAAGAAUUCGACAAAAUUAUUGAUAAAACAUAAUGGCUUUGCCUCCAGAGAAGAUCCAAGAGUUAAAACAGUURAUUCACAACCACAUGUCCCAUGCCAGCGUGCAUUCGAGGAUAAAAAGUUGUGUUGAGGAGUCGUUUACUGGCGAAGACCAAGACAUUGACGAACGAUUUUUACUCCAAGCUUUGAAAGAUAGGGGAAUUGUUGAUGAGGUGAUGAAAUCGUUGCAUUUUGAGGGGUUAGAAAGACAMGAUAAAAAGAAGGUUAGGUCACCGAAASAGAGGAAAAUCGUAGAAGAAGAAGAGCCCUUGAGAGUUGGCAUUGAUCCCACCAAAAGAUACUUAUAUCURCAAGUCAUUGGAGGCAAGGCUUUCCUGGAACACUUGCAGGAUCCUGAGCCAAUACCUGGCAGAGUCACGUCAACUUUUACACUUCACAUUCACUUUAGAGGACAGAGGUUUMGGUCCAGGGCUGUACCUUGUGCAUGUGAACCAGAUAUAUCAGAAGGAUUCCUUCUCGAACUUCAGAAAGAUCAGCUUCCAAAUAAAAUGUCUGACACACCAUCGCUUCUGUCAAUGUCAGAUGCUAUUCACAUUGUAUUGAUCAAAACAGACCCUUCCGGUGACACAACAUUGGUUGGAUCACAUUAUCUUCAGUGGCGUAAUGUUCUUUUCUCUAAGUCGGGAAGAUUGUCUUGUCCUUUGGAGCUCAAUGGUGUUGGAACAGAGUCCAAAGUUCCAGUUGGUGUACUUGACAUAAAGUUUGAAAUGAUUCCAAGGUUGACACAGAUUUUGACUCAAGAAGUUGUGAAUGCCCAGAUUAGUCUAGAACACAACAGGAUAGCAGAGCGUGAGCGCUUGUUCCUGGUUUAUGCCAAGCAGUGGUGGAGAGAGUACCUUCAAAUUCGGCCAUCGCAUUCUAAUCGUUUGGUAAAGAUAUUUGCACAGGAUGAGUGUGCUAUUAACAGACCUGUAUGCUCGUUUGUGAGACCACUAAGAGCUGGAAGACUGCUUGAUAGUCCUCGUCAGGCUGCACGUUUUGUUAGUCUUCUUGGUUAUGAAAGCACUCCAUCUCUUGGUGGUGGAAGAGCUGAGAUGUGGAGCUCCUUGCAUGCUUUUUUGUGCAAGGGUAAAGGGGACUGUGAAGACCAUGCCAUCUUGUUAUGCAGUCUACUCAUUGGAUUUGGUCUUAAUGCGUAUGUUUGUGUUGGUACCAAAGCUAAAGGAGCAAUGCAUACUUGGGUUGUUACCAUCAGUCCUGAUAGCAAUGUUACAUUCUGGGAAAGCCUCACUGCACAUAGAUAUAAUCACCAUCCUAUAAACCCAGACAAUCCUCCAUUAGACAAGCAAACUAGACCAUCUCAUCCUUACAGARCGGUUGGCUGUGUGUUUAACCAUCAGGAAUUCUAUGCAAAUACACAGCCAACAGAUACGGUAGAGUGCUGUCAGUUUGAGCUACAAAAUGAAUCUUUGUGGAAGUCAAUGAGUGAAGAUGCAAUCAAGUCAAUCUGUGGAACAAGAAUUUUGCCACCAAUACCAACAUUUCCUCCUCUGUUCCCUCCAACAAUUGACGCUGCUGUUGUUAGUAAUGACAUGGAGCAUGAACUAAGGGCACUUACUGCUGACCACCGAAGGGAUCUUGGAUUGAGUACCACAUGGGAUGAUGAACUGUGCUAUAUUCUGACCCCAGCUCUGGCUGCCUAUGAGCUUGAGCACACCACAGGUGUUACUGUCGGCAAUGAAGAAUUCCAGCAAGCUAUUCGACGCGCAAUACCAGAUGGUCAUACCUUUAAAGGAUUUCCGAUUCAAUUUGUACAUCGUAACGCCCGUAGAGCUUUUGCUUCGUGCUUAAGGUCACCGGCAUGUGAAGAGAUACUGAGUUGUCGUGGAGAUCAUGUCCGACUCGCCGUUAGGGUCAGGGUUUUUACCUAUGCGGAAAGUGCGUGUGCUACAUGGAUAAUGUUCGCCAUCAAGUACAAGUCUGUAUUAUAACAAAUAAUUAUCACAUUUAUAAAAUGCAUACAAGAAUUUUGUAAAAAUUGAAGAGUCAGGUGUUGUUCCAAAGAGGUGUCCCACCAGCCGAGGCUGUAGUAAGUCUCAGUAAUCUUCACCGUUGAAAACGUAUACAGUUAUUUCAGAAAACGUUAAAAACGGAAGAUUGUGCAUUCCAAAACCGUAGUGCCAUGUUCUUGGUCUUUCUGUCGCUGUUCUAAAGGYGUUUUCAUGGUUUUGGAUUGACUACACCAGCUCCGUAUAGUCAAGAACUUCAAUGGAAAGCAUUUUUUUAAUUUUUAUUUAAUUUUGUUGAUUUUUAAUUAAAAAAAAAUGGUUUCGCCAUUUUGUAACGCAACUGUGAUUAACUGUAAGCCUAAACGUUUACUGAAAUUUCUGUAUACAAUUUGUAAAUAAAAGCGUUAUCAUUUGA